GCGGAGUUUAAAAUGUUCCUGCGGCAGAGCAACACCAAAUUUUUAUCGAACUUGACACAAUUCUCCUAGGAACGGCUCACAAAUAAAACACGAUGGUGCUUCAAACCGGACAAUAAAUAUAUUAAAUGCUUUAAGUGUAAAUAACAAAACAUAGGUUAAGUUAAUUAUUAUGCCUUGAAAGUAAAGUCGGUCUUCCAAUAUGUCAAAAAAUAAACACGAUGAUCCGCACAUACCUCACCUAAGUAAUUCUGAAAUCGUGUUGACGAGCCUGUGCGCCGGCGCGGUGGCGGGCGCUCUCGCCAAGACCACCAUAGCACCGCUAGACAGGACGAAAAUUAACUUUCAAAUCGGACAAAAGCCCUAUUCGACGAAGAAGGCGCUGAAGUUUUUGUUGCAGACGUACAGGCGGGAAGGGUUCGUGACGUUAUGGCGGGGCAACAGCGCCACCAUGGCGAGGAUCAUCCCGCACGCCGCCAUACAAUUUACUGCGCACGAGCAGUGGAAGCGAAUACUCAACGUGGAUCAAACCGGGAAAUCACCGGGGAGGUUGUUCUUGGCUGGCUCCCUAGCGGGAGCCACGUCUCAGUCCCUCACCUACCCCCUGGACUUGGCCAGGGCCCGGAUGGCUGUAACUCAAAAAUCGGAAUACGCCACCCUCAGACACGUGUUCGGUAAGAUCUACACGACGGAAGGAAUACUCGCCUUCUACAAGGGCUAUAUACCGACGGUGGUCGGGGUUCUGCCCUAUGCCGGCGUCUCGUUCUUCACCUACGACACCCUCAAGAGACUUUAUAGAGAAAAAGUGGACGAUAGUCAUAUGCCGCAUCCGAUGAUUUCGCUGCUUUUUGGUGCUGUUGCGGGGAUGUUAGGCCAGACCAGUAGCUAUCCGUUGGACAUUGUCAGGCGGAGGAUGCAAACUGACACGGAAGGAAAAUACCCCACUGUGUUUAAAACCUUAAGAUACGUGUACACGACGGAAGGUCUGAGAAGAGGUUUGUACAAAGGCUUGUCGAUGAAUUGGAUAAAAGGCCCCAUAGCAGUAGGCAUAAGCUAUGCGACCUACGAUAAUAUUAAGGCGUUCCUGAGAAACGUUCUGAUAAAGGUGCGCGAAGUAGAACUGGUCAAUUAAGAAUAUUUUUUAUAUUGAAUUAUGUUUACAACUAAUUUGUACAUGUACUUUUGUAUAUAAGUGUUGAUGAUAUACAUAUAGAGAAAAAUAUAUUUAUUGUUGAUGGGUUGUUGUACAUUUUUUAAUAAAUGUUUAAUAGUUA
Aethina tumida (small hive beetle) is the source of this 1271-nucleotide messenger RNA. It is a transcript of the gene DPCoAC, whose product is annotated as mitochondrial coenzyme A transporter SLC25A42. Gene Ontology annotation, biological process: transmembrane transport. Bases 200 to 1129 code for a protein of 309 amino acids. Gene Ontology annotation, cellular component: mitochondrial inner membrane. Lineage: Eukaryota; Metazoa; Arthropoda; Insecta; Coleoptera; Nitidulidae. The record is from RefSeq and is a predicted model, not a curated record. The transcript is spliced from 6 exons.